AAAGAAGAUGAAGUGCAAAUGUGAGAUUAUUUUGGGAUUAUUUAAAGGUGAGAUUAUUAUGAGAAGAUCAGUGAAAGGUGAGACUAUUCUUGUCAAUUUUUCCAAAUGAAAAUGAAAACUUAUCCAAAUCUUGCCUGCCAUUUAGUUUAUUUUUUCUUUUAUUAUUUUAUCGAUGUUUCAUUUGAACCAACCCAAAGACUUUUCCAAUUUUAUUAGAAAAAACGAUUGGUGUACAUGUUUUUUUACACUUUGACACUCUUGUGUGUGUACAGACCAAGUUGUCUUUAUUCAAAUACUACCUCCGUCCUACAAAGAAGUUAUCACUUUCCUUUUUAGCAGUUCCAAAAAGAAGUUCAAUUUUCCCUAAAUGAAAAAUUAUCCUACAUCAAAACAGUGCAAAAGAAUGCAAAACAGUAUCAAACAGUGUCAAACAGUGUCGAAAUAAUGUCAAAACAGUAAAAUUUACCCUUGAUAAGUUUAUUUCCUUAUAUGUGUUUAAACAUCUUUGCGGGACCUCGGAAGGAGUAACUAUGUAAGGCUCCAUAGAGCUGUCUAGUUACGAACAAUCGUGUUUGCGUAGACAGAUGUUUUAAAAGUGUAGACACCCAAAAUUUUAAAAUGGUUCAUAUUGAUUUUAGUGAUUCAAAAUGACAUGAUUUUCACCUUUUGAAAUGUAUUGUACCCUAUAUUACUGGUUUUAUUAGUUUAUUGGAUUGUCGUGGACUACUUCCAACCCUAUAUUAAACAAUUAGCUAGAAGUCAGAUAAGCCUAAAAGUAGGUAAAAUUCCACACAAAAAGGUUGUCUAUAAUGAUCAUGACCUUACAAAAUCAAGGCCUCAGCCUCCCCUAAAACAUCUUUCUCCCCAAACCAAAACCCUACAGGCCGCGAAAGGCCGUAACCAUGGAUAUCGGCAUUGUGGAAAUCGAAGGGUCCUAUGAUCUCUUUACCGUCAAUUUCCACCGAAGCGCUAUCGAAACCCUAGUGACAUGUGAACCUAGCAAGGUCGUCUCCUGGAUCAACGACAUCGAGCGCAUCCACCGCGGCCGUCUCCACCGCCUCAUCGUCGGUCUCGACGUAGAGUGGCGGCCGAGUUACUCGCGUGACCAGAACCCAGUGGCGACUCUCCAACUCGCCGUCGGCGACCGAUGCCUCAUCGUCCAACUUCUCUACUGCAGCGCCAUUCCCGACGAGCUCUUCGGGUUCCUCGCCAACUCGUCCUACACCUUCGUCGGUGUCGGAAUCGGCGCAGAUCUGGAAAAGCUGGUGGAAGACUACAAUCUGGCGGUUACGAACGGGGUGGAGUUGCGGAACCUGGCGGCGGAUCAGGCUAACGACAGAUCGCUCAGAAAUGUCGGGCUGAAGGAUAUGGCCAGGAGAUAUUUGGGGGUGGAGAUGGUGAAGCCGAGAUGGGUGACGAUGGGAAGGUGGGAUCAGGAGUGGCUAUCCACAGCGCAGAUUCAGUAUGCCUGCGUUGAUGCCUUUGUUUGCUUCGAGGUUGGCAGGAUUUUGGAUGCUUCAGUCCAUCAGGGUAAUGGGGCUUAUCAGGCCCGUAUUACUGUCUAAUUUCUUUUUCCGGCCCAACGGGAAAUUUGAAUGUGCUGAACUGCUUGUGGAAUGUGGAGUACUAUGUGCAGGUUUCUGAUUAAACCUCACAGUCACAAUCCUAUUUGAUUAUUAAGCGAUAUAUUGCUAUGUAUGUAUUUAAAUGUUGAUGCAAACUUAUGCCUAGAUUGACGUUGGGUCAUUUUAGUUGUUUAAAUUACUAGAUUCUCACCCGCGCGAUGCGUGGGAUAUUAAAAUGUAAUAACGAUAUGAUAUCAUUUGUAAAUAUUACUUGGUCGUGUGAAAUAAAUGCCAAUUGUCAUAAUAAAUUAUAAUUAAAGAUCGG
Molecule: messenger RNA, 1890 nt
Organism: Cuscuta epithymum
Lineage: Eukaryota; Viridiplantae; Streptophyta; Magnoliopsida; Solanales; Convolvulaceae
Source: the annotation of a GenBank genome assembly